This is a messenger RNA of Bubalus bubalis (water buffalo), 4563 nucleotides long. RefSeq names its product DNA cross-link repair 1C (gene DCLRE1C). NCBI's taxonomy places the organism in Eukaryota, Metazoa, Chordata, Mammalia, Artiodactyla, Bovidae. Gene Ontology annotation, molecular function: 5'-3' DNA exonuclease activity; damaged DNA binding. Gene Ontology annotation, biological process: interstrand cross-link repair; protection from non-homologous end joining at telomere; double-strand break repair via nonhomologous end joining. The coding region runs from base 422 to 2656 and encodes 744 amino acids. The record is from RefSeq and is a predicted model, not a curated record. The transcript is spliced from 15 exons.
AAAGCCAAGCUCCGCAUCCCGCUUCGCAUCCUUGGAUGUAGUCGCCUGCUCUGGACGUUGUCUCCCUUCGCAUUCUUGUUCCUGCACAGACUCAGGCAAGGCGACAAUGUGUUGUGCCAAGGUAUCCGGGAGGAGGCCCACUGCUCGCGUUACAGCCUAGAUUCCACCCAGCCUCUCAGCUGUGGACACAGAGCAGCCCAGGUGGUUGGUUUUAACCCACAGGUGACGGGAGGCAGGAAAUGACAGAAAGCUCGUUGGCACCGCCCACCCCGGAAGCAGAGCUGCUCUGAUUGGACUUUGCUGGGCCCGGCUGGCCAAUGGUGAGGCGGUGGCAAGUUCCCGGAAGUAGCGGCGCCGGCGGAGGCUGGGGCUUACGCGGCUCACUCGCUAGGCGAUUAGUCCGCCAAGGUUGACCGACGCUAUGAGCUGCUUCGAGGGUCAGAUGGCAGAGUAUCCAACCAUCUCCAUAGACCGCUUCGACAGGGAGAACCUGAGGGCCCGUGCCUACUUCCUGUCCCACUGCCACAAAGAUCAUAUGAAAGGAUUAAGAGCCCCUAGCUUGAAAAGAAGGUUGGAAUGCAGCUUGAAGGUUUGCUUAUACUGUUCACCUGUUACUAAAGAGUUGUUGUUAACAAGCCCGAAGUACAGGUUUUGGGAGAAACGAAUUGUAUCAAUUGAAAUUGAAACUCCUACCCAGAUAUCUUUAGUCGAUGAAGCAUCAGGCGAGAAGGAAGAGAUUGUUGUGACUCUUUUACCUGCUGGUCAUUGCCCAGGAUCAGUUAUGUUUUUAUUUCAGGGCAACAAUGGAACUGUCUUGUACACAGGAGACUUCAGAUUGGCUAAAGGAGAAGCUGCCAGAAUGGAGCUUCUGCACUCUGGGGGCAGAGUGAAAGACAUCCAGAGUGUGUACUUAGACACAACUUUCUGCGACCCAAAAUACUAUCAAAUUCCUAGUCGGGAGGAGUGUCUGCGUGGAAUCAUGGAGCUGGUCCGAAGCUGGAUCUCACGGAGCCGCUACCACGUGGUGUGGCUGAACUGCAAGGCUGCCUAUGGUUACGAGUAUCUCUUCACCAACCUCAGCGAGGAGUUUGGACUCCAGGUGGAUUCUUCACCACUGAGCCAGCGGGGAAGCCCUGAGCACAGCCUUUGUCAUCUUUAUUUGCUUCCUCUUGGGAGAAUGGACAGUGGGAAGAGCCCUUUGGUUCAUGUGGAUAAACUAGACAUGUUUCGAAACAUGCCUGACAUUCUCCAUCAUCUGACAACAGACCGUGACACUCAGAUCCACGCGUGUCGACAUCCAAAGGCAGAGGAAUAUUUUCAGUGGAAUAAGUUACCAUGUGGCAUUACUUCCAAAAAUAGAAUUCCACUCCACACAAUCAGCAUUAAGCCAUCUACCAUGUGGUUUGGAGAAAGAACCAGAAAAACCAACAUCAUUAUGAGGACUGGAGAGAGUUCCUACAGAGCCUGCUUUUCUUUUCAUUCCUCCUACAGUGAGAUUAAAGAUUUCUUGAGCUACAUCUGUCCCGUGAAUGUCUAUCCAAAUGUCAUCCCGUUGGGCACAACUAUGGAUAAAGUUAAAGAAAUCUUAAAGCCUUUAUGCCGAUCUUCCCAAAGGACUGAGCCCAAGUACAAACCACUUGGAAAACUGAAGAGAGCUAGAACAAUCCACCUAGACCCAGAGGAGGAAGACGACGAUGGUCUCUUUGAUGAUCUUCUGCUGGCACCUUUAAGGCACAAGGUUCCAAACCAGCAGACUCUUCACCCUGAGGUAUUUCCCACGCCUGCUAUAUCACAAAACCAGCCUGAGAAAAGGAGAGAAAGCACAGGGUGCUUCAAAGCAGAGAGUAUGCCAACGUUCCUUUGGGCAAACUUUAUAGAUUGUGAGGAAUCCAACAGUGAAAGUGAAGAAUCAGAAGUUCUAGGAUCAGCUCAAGGAGACACGGGUCCUGUCUUCCAGCCCCAGCAGAGGGCUGAUGGGGAAGUACCGCAGUGGGAAGUGUUCUUUAAAAGAGAUGCCGAAGGCACAGACGACUGUUUGGAAAACCUCCCAUCUUCCACAGAGGCGGGGAGCUCCCAGUCCCCAAAGCUUUUCAGCGAUUCUGAUGGGGAAUCAACGCACAUUUCUUCCCAGGCCUCCUCUCAGUCAACACACAUAUCAGAACAAGGAAGUCAAGGCUGGGACAGCCAAUCGGACACUGUUUUGUUAUCUUCCCAGGACAGAAACAGUGGGGAUGUUAGCUCCUUGAACAAAGGGGUCUAUAGGCCAGGAAUCAAAGAGAAUAUUCCUGCCCCUCAGCCAGCACAAGAUGUGCUUUGCCUAAAGGCCACUUACUCGGAUUCCAAAAGCGGAGAUCAAGACGUAAAUAUGCUUCCUAGUGCUGGAGAAACCACCACUCUAAGUGGUAGCAAACAGAUGCUUCAGGAGAAAAGGCCAUUGACUCUUAGCAGCAGUGCAGAUUCACAAAGCUCCUCUGAUUUUGAAAUUCCCUGCACUCCAGAAGCUGAGCUUCCUAAACAAGAACAUUUACAGUAUUUAUAUGAGAAGUUGGCAACAGGGGAGAGUAUAGUCGUUGAAAAAAGAAAAGGCUUACUUCAUUCUAGAGCAACCACUAAAAAAUCUAUACUAACAGAUACCAGUCAAAAUCAUAAUAGGUAAAAAUGGAAUACUUAGAAAUGAUCCUAUUACCUAAAAGGUGGCAGUAAAGAGGAAAUGGAUGACCGAAAAAGCAGCACCCCAUGCUUCCCUGUCUUUCACUACCUCCCAGAGUUUGCUCAAACUCAUGUCCAAAACAUAUCAAUAAUUACAUGGGAAUAGGGGAAAAAAGUAAACCAACUAUAUACUACCUAUAGGAAACUGACUUCAAAAGACUUGGGUAGGUGUACCAGUGAAAGAAUGGGAAACUUUACCCUGUAAACAUUACAUAAAGAUGCAGUGUCUAUAUUCUAAUGUUAAAAGGUCCAGUUCACUGAGACAGAAUCGAAUCCUAAAUGAGUAAGUACCUAACAACAUUUAAAUACACAAAGCGAAAACAACUGAAAGAAGACAAACUAAUGCACGAUUACAACUAUAACAGAAUAAGUUUAGAAAAAUAAGGAUAUGGAAGAACAGAAUGGCACCCUCAACCAACUGGAUUUAACUGAUAAAAGUACACUUCACGGCAGAAUACAAGCUUUUCAAGUUCACACAGGACGAUGUUCACUGAUGGAUCAUAUCCUAGGUCAUAAACACACUUCAAACUUAAAUAAGCUUGAAUCUAUUAUUAUAAAUUGAUGGCUACAGAAGAAAGUCAGCCCUUUACCUACCUCAGGUGUUCCAUCAUCUUUAAGAAUAUUGGGGGAAGACAGUGGUAAAAUUAAAACCUAAAGAAAAUACUUAAAAGGCAUUCAACCUCUUUAAAAUCCACCAGUAGGUUAUGUAUGUGCAUUUAAUAUACUCAUUCACAGAUAUUCAUAAACACUUUGGUUUGCUGAUAUUUCAUAUUAAGAAAGCAAAAGCAGAGCUUUGACUUAAGUGGAGUCUUUAAAAAUCAAUUUGCAGAUCAGUGAAACUGAAAUGCAUUAUCACCAUGCUGCAUUGUAGAUAAACCAAAAAUAAGUACUGAAUCCACAAGACUCAUUAAGGUUAUAGGACAGAAUCAGUGGGAGAGGAGAAUAAACUGGGUGUUCAGAGGAGCCAAUACCAAUGGACCUGGGAAGCCAGCCCUCUCACUUGUCCAGAAGGGAAUUUUCCAUUCCCAAGUGUUGGGAGAAGGAUAAAUCAGCCCAUGUCCAUUUACAUGGGAGGAAACCUGGACAGUGACUUUUAAGUUUCAGCUAAGAAACUGGCACCAGAGAGGGGUAACCCAACAUGAUAAGGCUCAGGGCUGAGGGUUGGGGGCCUGGCGCUACUCCUUUCUGUUCUUUGAGGAAUAUGUUGAAUCAUAAUUUACAGCAAGUGUCUCUGUCCUAAAUUACUCAACAAUUAGUUUGUUAAUACAUACACCAACAGAAACUGGGCUGAGCAUCAUCAUAUAGCUGCUGGCGAAGGAGCUGAAGAAUGCAGAGUUUUAAGGGGACACGGAACCUUUUUUCUAGUUCAGAUGCUACCCUGAGUUUUUGAUAAAAUACACUCUACAGACUCAGUGUGACUGGGGAAGAAUUAUAUAUUAUUCUAUUUUGCACAGCUCCCCUGUGAGUACCAUUACCUAAAUUCAACGUGAAUAUAAAGUCACUAGAGACUACCAGUGGCAACUACAAAAUGUUUAACUCUCAUAACUACAACCGGCCUAUUACAGGAACCCAGAGACUUCCUUUUUAAUUUUUAGCUCUAAAAAUUAAUUAUACUUCAUUAUCAUAAGUCACAUAAUCAAAUGUAACUACUGUAUACAUUUGUACAUACUCACUGACCAUAAAGACUUCAUCUUAACAGCUUAUGAUCCAAGGUGGGUGUUCAAAACAUGCCUGUAAACAUUCUUCUGAAUAUACUUGUAGUAUUUUAUGAUCACCAUCAAUUUAAUAUUCCAUAUGGCCAUAUUUUUAUUGUUUUAUAUGUCAUUCUAGCAUAAUAAAUGCUGGCUGAAUGUA